Molecule: messenger RNA, 338 nt
Organism: Ostrinia furnacalis (Asian corn borer)
Lineage: Eukaryota; Metazoa; Arthropoda; Insecta; Lepidoptera; Crambidae
Product: histone H3-like
Exons: 1
Coding region: 75-338 (87 amino acids)
Cellular component (GO): nucleosome
Molecular function (GO): DNA binding; structural constituent of chromatin; protein heterodimerization activity
Source: RefSeq, a predicted model, not a curated record
UACGUCGAACGACGCGCCGCUCCGCUCUCUUGUAAAAUUUGCAUUUGUGAAAAGUUGUUUUACGUUUACGUACAAUGGCCCGUACCAAGCAGACCGCUCGUAAGUCGACCGGUGGUAAAGCCCCGAGGAAGCAGCUGGCCACCAAGGCCGCUCGCAAGAGUGCGCCCGCCACCGGUGGCGUCAAGAAACCACAUCGCUACAGGCCCGGUACCGUGGCCCUCCGUGAGAUUCGUCGUUACCAGAAGAGCACUGAGCUCUUGAUCCGCAAGUUGCCGUUCCAGCGUCUCGUGCGUGAAAUCGCUCAGGAUUUCAAGACCUGUCUGCGUUNAAUUUUGUGA